Molecule: messenger RNA, 3865 nt
Organism: Epinephelus fuscoguttatus (brown-marbled grouper)
Lineage: Eukaryota; Metazoa; Chordata; Actinopteri; Perciformes; Serranidae
Gene: spsb3a
Product: splA/ryanodine receptor domain and SOCS box containing 3a
Exons: 7
Coding region: 574-1671 (365 amino acids)
Biological process (GO): proteasome-mediated ubiquitin-dependent protein catabolic process
Cellular component (GO): SCF ubiquitin ligase complex
Molecular function (GO): protein binding
Source: RefSeq, a predicted model, not a curated record
GGAAAUUAAGAAAAAGCAUGUUGACCGAUUCUGAUUAAUUUUAAAGCCGAUGCUGGCCGAUAUUAUCGUUCAUCCUUACCACUGAAUAUAUUACGUAAUCAUAUGUCUGGAAGGGGCCCAUUUGUUAUAAUAAAUACUUAAAUGAAUGCAUAACUUCACUGGUAUUAAAGUCAUGUGAUGUUGUUGUGGCACUGUUACUGAAAUACUUCUCCUCUACUUGCUCCUUGUAGCUGCACUCACAUGAGUCUUUGCUGUGUAACGUUAUUGAAAACUUCCUGUGAAGGAGUCUGUGUGCUGAGGGCUCCUGCAGAGAGUCUGCCUGCCUAUUAUUGUUUACGAUCACACUGAUGUAAAGUAGGUCAUGGGAAGAGGAAGCUCAUUCAGCUGUCGUGUAUAAACCAUCUAGGAAUAGGUGGCUUCGAGGAAAAACGUCUCUGUGGUGCUGACGGUGAUUUUCCGUGAUCGCUGGUUGUGAACAACAGGCAGCACCUGGACUGAUGCUGUUCCUCCAGCAUCUGGACUGAACCUGAACUGACUGGCAGGCUCUUCUACUGCUGAGACUCUGUGGCUGCCAUGUCCAGGCGAAGCAGGAACAGUCGUGCAUGGCGUUAUGUCUGGGGUGGGAUACGCCGGGAUGCUGAUGCCAGGGCACUUGAAGAAUGGAGCUACGACCGUCUAGAGUACAGUGAUUCAGACUCCGAGGCAGACUUCUCAGCAGUGAUGGUCCCUCCAGUCCCCAGUGCAGUGCCUGUCACCGGAGAGUCAUACUGUGGCUGCGAUUCCCAGGCUGAAACCAACUACAACCCUCGACUGCGAGGUUUUCACCAAGUUAAAGACUGCCACUGUGGAGAGGAUGAUCAAGAGUUUGACUGGGUGUGGGAUGCUAGCUGUCGAUCAACAGCAACGUUACUGAGCUGCGACAAUCGCAAAGUGAACUUCCACUCUGAAUACAGCUGCGGUACAGCAGCGAUCCGCGGCUCUAAGGAGCUGGCUGAGGGCCAGCACUUCUGGGAGAUCAAGAUGACGUCCCCAGUGUAUGGAACAGACAUGAUGGUUGGCAUCGGUACUUCUGAUGUAAAUCUAGAUAAAUACAGACACACGUUCUGCAGUCUGCUGGGAAAAGAUGCAGAUAGCUGGGGUCUUUCUUACACUGGCUUGUUGCAUCAUGAAGGAGACAAGAUGAACUUUUCCUCUCGGUUUGGACAGGGCUCCAUCAUUGGAGUCCAUUUGGACACGUGGCACGGCACACUCACUUUCUUCAAAAAUCGCAAGUGUAUAGGUGUUGCUGCCACAGAGCUACAAAAUAAGAGGUUUUAUCCGAUGGCGUGCUCCACAGCAGCGAAGAGCAGCAUGAAGGUCAUCAGAUCCUGCUCUGCACCCACCUCCCUGCUGUACCUUUGCUGCGCUCGCCUUCGCCAGCUGCUGCCAGACUGUAUAGACACCCUGGAUGUGUUGCCACUGCCGCCAGGCCUUCGCCAGUUGCUCCACAACAAACUGGGUUGGGUGCUCAGUCUCAAUGGAGGCAACACAGAAGAAACCCCAGAUGGGCCAGAGCGCCCCUCACGUUUGCCUGUUCCCCCCCUGGCUGGACCGUCAUCCUCUGAGAGCGACUCAGAGGGUUGUACGUCCGACCCCGAAGCCUGUCAGAGGAAGAGAUGCCGCUGGACAUGACUGGACAGUUCGACUCCUACCUCCUGUUAAACACUGGCAGACAUUAAUGUCCUUUGGCAUCUAAUCUAGUGUUUCCUACCUGCCUCAAACUUUCCUCAACAUCAGUGUUGUCAGUAGUGAAGAAAAUAACCAGGAUCAGAGAGGUAUGUAGGUGGAAAACUGUGAGGGCAGUGUUUCUGCCUGCACGCUUUUACUGUGAUCUUCUCUCAUGCCAUUCAGAUGUCUUCAUGCUCAUCAUCACAAAUUCAGUAUCCAAACCAGCUUUACUAACAAGUGAAAAGAUGUGGUGUUACUUUGUUAGCUAGCAUAAUGCAUUGCCAUUCAUGUAUGGGGAUUAAUGAAACGGUGCAGGACUGUACAGUGUAACACUGAAGUCAAGUAUGGCCAAAUUUUGGUGGUCAUCAUGGUAUAUUUGCAAAAAGGGGAUUUAAAAAAUGAGAGACUAUAUUUUCUGUGUUUUCAACCUGUAUGCAAGUAAUGUAUAUUGUUUUAAGCCUCAAUGCAAUUAAUGCAUUCUCAAAGUGAUUUGUUACUGUUUUACUGGCAUCUGCAAUUUUCUGUUAGGUUGCAAAAGUGAAUCAGUGGGACACCAUGGUCCCAUUGAGUGCAGGAAGCAACACGUCAUGCAUGGGUCAUAGAGUAUUCUUUAUGUCUUACUUGCAGGUUACAGCUCUUAAACAAAAAAAAUGUCUGGACAUAUUAAAACCUUAAAGGCAUACUAUGCAGGAAUUGUCAGCUACUGUUUGUAAACAGUACCAGCAGCGAAAGUGAAAGCCAACCACGGCUUUGUCCACUUUGCGUUUGGCCUGCUGUUGGGAGAAGUUUGCACAGAGGGCAUUUUGCCAGAAAGGGAUUUGUUGGUUAAUUAACACUUUACUCCCCAAGUGAUCAUUUGUAUAUCAAUUACUCACUCCUUGUUACCUUAAAUUUGUGAUGACAUCUUUGUUUUUCUCACAGGCCUCGAUAUUGAACAAAGAAUCCAAAAAGAGACGAUGAAUGAAAGUUAUAGGGGGCCUCGUUUAACAACAGCAAAACUGUCUCAAAUUAUCUGUUACAUACUCUCACACAACCCGUACACUGUAAUCCAAGUCUCACUCAUCCAGUUGUAUGCUCAAUACUUCUCAAACAGACAGCCCUUUCUGAUGGGGAACUGAAAGUUAUACUUAUCUAUGUUCUCUUCAAAGCCAGAUUCCAUUUUCAAAACCAGUACUCUUACCUUGCUGAACAUGAGAGCUGCUGGUCUACAACUGCCUCAAUCUGUUAGUUUGUGUUAUUGUGUGACUGUAAAAUUUAAACCUUUUAAAAAAGGGUGUUUUGAUAUAGUUUUGUUGUUAAUUUUAGCUUUUACUCCAAUUCUUUGAGAAUUUUCCAAGUUUUUCGAUUCUUCAUUCACCUUGAAAGCAUGUGAGAAAAACAAAGUCUUCUUCAUGUAUUAAACAUACAACAGGGUGUGUAAAUGAUACACAAAUGAUACUUUGGGACUUUGAACUUUUUCUUUAAGGUUAGGAAAACAUUGUGGUAUGGGUCAAAAUAAUUAGAUUUCUGCCAGAAAUGGAUUUUUCCAAUGUGUUUAGCCUUGCUAUGCCUUUGUUUUGUUUUGUUUUGUUUUGUUUUGGGUUUUUUUCAGUACUGUGUCAGCAAUUUUCGUAGCUUCCUCUUGGAUGUGUGCUGCUUACAAUCUGGCUCCUGUAUGGUACUUUUCUUUUUUUUUUUUUUUUUUUUUUUUUUUAAAGGACCCUCCUUACCUGUGUGCUUCGCUCAGGAACGUCCCAAACACAACAAAAUCAGAAGAAAAUGGUAAAAUGCAGGCAGAGGGCAGAGGCUCUUCAGACACACUUUUAGUGGGUCAUAUAUAAUGAUUGACAGGUAUUAUUCUUGUAUGAGUCGAUACAUUGUUUUGGGGGAAAUCCUGCAUAGUAUACCUUUAAGAAAUGAUAUAGGGAGGUGAAAUGAACCUGAAUGUACUUUGCAGCUUUUAGUCCUCCAAAAAUGAAAAAAAAAUCCCUUGUUGUCUUUCAUAGCACAGCUGUCAUCUCCAAACAACUCACACACCUUUGAUUCCUCCUUAGAUAAUUUUUGUUUUUUGAGAAUAAGAAGUUACAAGUCAAAUAUUUGUUACAUUUAUUACCACAUCCAUCUGUCACCAGCCUUUAAAAGUAUCCUGUUGAAAUAUUAUGCUACUUGUUCAUAGAAA